ACUUCAAGAGGUCUUUUCACUUCCGCUCCGCCUUCGACAAGACUUCCACUUCUUUCCAUUUCUGACCGCAACUAUGGCGGUAGGGAAAAAUAAAGGUCUUUCGAAAGGAGGCAAAAAGGGCGUCAAAAAGAAGAUUGUCGACCCGUUCACCCGCAAAGACUGGUACGAUGUUAAAGCACCAUCGAUGUUCACUAGCCGCCAAGUGGGCAAGACUUUGGUGAACAGAACACAAGGAACAAAGAUCGCCUCCGAGGGUCUGAAGUUCCGAGUAUUCGAAGUAUCGCUCGCUGAUCUUCAGAGCGACAAUGACGCUGAGAGGUCUUUCCGUAAAUUCAGGCUGAUCGCAGAAGACGUUCAGGGUCGCAAUGUCUUGACCAACUUCCAUGGCAUGGACUUAACCACCGACAAACUGAGGUCCAUGGUCAAGAAAUGGCAAACCCUUAUCGAGGCUCACGUUGAUGUGAAGACCACAGAUGGAUAUCUCCUGAGAAUAUUCUGCAUUGGUUUCACGAACAAAGAUCAACAAAGUCAGAGGAAAACUUGUUACGCCCAACACGCCCAGGUGCGCAACAUUCGUAAGAAGAUGGUGGAAAUCAUCAACGACGAUAUUGCCAAGAGCGAUCUUAAAGGUGUGGUCAGCAAACUUUUACCCGACGCAAUUGCCAAGGAUAUCGAAAAGGCCUGUCAGGGAAUUUACCCCCUUCAUGAUGUUUACAUCCGAAAGGUUAAAGUAUUAAAGAAGCCCCGUUUCGAGUUAAGCAAACUUCUUGAAUUACACGGCGAUGGAGGCGGCAGCAGCAGCAAAGGAGAAGGUGGUGAAGCCGGAUCAAAGGUUGACAGACCUGAAGGUUACGAACCACCAGUACAAGAAUCCGUUUAAAAUGGUAUUCUAUUAAAUUUCUUUUAAAAAUAAAAGCCACCUACUGUGCAGA
Belonocnema kinseyi is the source of this 932-nucleotide messenger RNA. It is a transcript of the gene RpS3A, whose product is annotated as 40S ribosomal protein S3a. Gene Ontology annotation, molecular function: structural constituent of ribosome. Gene Ontology annotation, biological process: translation. The coding region runs from base 74 to 880 and encodes 268 amino acids. Lineage: Eukaryota; Metazoa; Arthropoda; Insecta; Hymenoptera; Cynipidae. The record is from RefSeq and is a predicted model, not a curated record. The transcript is spliced from 5 exons. Gene Ontology annotation, cellular component: ribosome; cytosol.